AUGGGUGACAUCAAGCUUACAGUACGAACAGUCCUCGUCAAACCCUCUACCACCACCACCAUCAUCAUCAUCAUCAUUGUCUGCAUCACCAUCCUCAAGGCCAUCCUCAACAGCUACUCCUACACAAUUUUCAUCAACACUACUGUCAUCAACCCUUGA
Plenodomus lingam JN3 is the source of this 159-nucleotide messenger RNA. The record is from RefSeq and is a predicted model, not a curated record. NCBI's taxonomy places the organism in Eukaryota, Fungi, Ascomycota, Dothideomycetes, Pleosporales, Leptosphaeriaceae.